Messenger RNA from Ramularia collo-cygni, 1302 nucleotides. Its product is annotated as related to mitochondrial GTPase. Gene Ontology annotation, molecular function: GTP binding. Bases 1 to 1302 code for a protein of 433 amino acids. Gene Ontology annotation, biological process: tRNA methylation; tRNA wobble uridine modification. The record is from RefSeq and is a predicted model, not a curated record. NCBI's taxonomy places the organism in Eukaryota, Fungi, Ascomycota, Dothideomycetes, Mycosphaerellales, Mycosphaerellaceae. The transcript has a single exon. Gene Ontology annotation, cellular component: mitochondrion; cytoplasm.
AUGAACAAUCGACUGGACCUCACUCAAGUGGAAGCACUAGGGGAUACGCUCUCGGCAGAUACAGAGCAGCAGCGGAAAUUGUCGAUUCGAGGCACGACCGGUGGUCUCGCGAAGCGCUAUGAAGACUGGAGACAGCAACUGCUGUACGCGCGCGGUGAGUUGGAAGCUCUGAUUGAUUUCAGCGAAGAUCAACACUUCGACGAGAGCCCGGCUGAGCUAUGCGCCUCUGUCUCCAAACAGAUAGUGGCUCUCAAGCGGAUACUUCUUAUUCAUACCCAGAAUGCCGUGCGUGGUGAGCUACUUAGGCAUGGUAUUAGCGUCUCGCUACUAGGACCCCCAAAUGCUGGCAAAAGUUCUUUGCUGAAUCGCAUCGUUGGAAGAGAAGCAGCGAUUGUGAGCCACGAGGCUGGCACAACUCGUGAUGUCGUUGAGAUAGGCCUUGAUCUGGGGGGCUACUUUUGUCGGUUCGGCGACACUGCCGGUCUUCGUCUGGCGAAGGAGGCAGUUCAAGGAGGGCAGUCGAUACUGGAAGCGAUCAACCAUAUCGAACAGGAAGGGAUGCGACGAGCCAAAGCGAGAGCUGCCGACAGCGAUCUUGUCAUCGUUGUGCUUGGAUUUGAGACUGUCAAUGAUCACACUGCGCUCAAUUUCGAUGCCGAAGUAUGUGCAGUUGCGAACCAAUUGCACCAAGAAAAGGGCAAUGUACUUCUUGUCAUCAACAAGUCCGACUUGCUCCCCAUGGAUGAAUUCCGAAGAGACAGUGCUCUUCGCAUAGCCCUUGAUCACUUCCCUGGACUUGCACGGGAUCGCGUCUACAUGGUUUCAUGUAUCGAUGGACCACCAGCCGACGCAUCAACGCCAUUCCAGUCAUCAGACCCGGGGGGAAUACAGAAAUUUCUCCAAGGCUUGAUCCAGCAAUUUGGAAGGCUGACUGAGGCCGUCACAUCAGAAUCCUCGGCCGAUGAGCCGGAUCCUUCAGUUUGGCAGGAGGCUUUGGGUGCGACAGAACGCCAUCGUGUUCUUUUGGAAGCAUGCGUUGGUCAUCUAGAUGCAUUCCUGGCAGAGGCUACGCCUUCGACAGCUGCUGACGGUCAGCGCUAUCGUUUCGACCCUGCCGGCGGACUUGAUAGCGCUGAUGCUACUAGAGAUACUGCUGCCGAUGAAGAGGCAGAUAUUGUCGUUGCGGCCGAGCAUCUGCGGUUCGCUGCAGACUGUCUCGCGAAAAUCACGGGUAGAGGAGAUGCUGGAGACGUCAAUGAGGUUUUAGGCGUGGUUUUUGAGAAAUUUUGCGUCGGCAAGUGA